Sitodiplosis mosellana (orange wheat blossom midge) is the source of this 1920-nucleotide messenger RNA. RefSeq names its product transmembrane protein 41B (gene stas). The coding region runs from base 352 to 1278 and encodes 308 amino acids. The transcript is spliced from 5 exons. Gene Ontology annotation, cellular component: endoplasmic reticulum membrane. The record is from RefSeq and is a predicted model, not a curated record. NCBI's taxonomy places the organism in Eukaryota, Metazoa, Arthropoda, Insecta, Diptera, Cecidomyiidae.
AUAGAUAUUCCCAAUGACAUUUCGCUUCACUAUUCACCAUACACUGCGUGUGUGUUUUUUUCCUCUGUUUCACAUUAACAUUCUCUGUUAUUGCUUUGCCCGUGUCACCAAUAGAAUCAUACGAUUUAUUUCGUGCGAUAGACAGACACUACGGUAUUAAACGAUCUGACGUUCAACAGUUAACAUUAUCAGCUCUGAAAAUGUUUUAAUUUGGAUCGAAUCAUAUUUUGCGUCGACAAAGUUUAAUUCAUCAUUUUCUUUGUUUAACACAAAGGGAAAACUAAAGCCAAAGAAUUUUUUUUAGCGUGUAAGAUUUUUUUAGUGAAUGGAAAUUUCAAAUUCACACUCAUAAUGCAGGACAACACGGAAACUAGUUUAUUCAACGAUUGUGAUAAAGAUAACCUAAAUGGCUCUAAGCUACACGAGCAUGACAGUGGCAUCGAAAAUAGCAACAGCAGUUACAACAACAGCACCACUAAUCUAAUGGGCAAAAGUACGGAAAGUCCUUCAACUCCAAACCGAACAAUGUCAAAUGCGGAAAAAUAUGAAGCCAAAAAAUCCAUUUUCAUUUUGAUUGGAAUCUUUUCCAUCAGCUUGGCAGCAAUGUUCUACGUGUAUAUGAUGUUCCCAAAAUUGGAUGAAUCCGAGAGACAGCACAUCAAAUUACCGUGGGACAUAGAAGAUGCAAAAAAAUUAGGUCAAGUGCUCGAUCGAUAUAAGGAUAAAUACUACGUAGAGGUUAUGUCAGCUGUCGUGAUAAUAUACAUCUUCCUACAAGCAUUUGCGAUUCCAGGAUCGCUGUUCUUGUCCAUUUUGUCUGGGUUUCUAUUCAAAUUUCACAUAGCAUUGGGCUUGGUUUGCAUUUGUUCGGCCGUUGGUGCUAGUCUGUGUUAUUUGCUGUCGCAAUUAGUCGGACGACGUUUAGUUAAGCAUUAUUUCCCGGAAAGAGCUCAACAAUGGUCCGAACAGGUAGACAAACAUCGAAAUGAACUGCUCAGUUACAUUUUAUUCCUUCGCAUGACGCCAUUCUUGCCAAAUUGGUUUAUCAACCUGGUUGCACCAGUCAUUGGUGUGCCAUUGUAUCCAUUUGCACUGGGAACAUUUUUGGGUGUUGCUCCGCCAUCAUUCUUGGCGAUUCAGGCUGGCCAAACGCUAAACACAAUGGCGAGUUCAUCGGACGCUUUCUCACUACGAUCCACGUUAUUGUUGGGCGUGUUUGCGGUGCUCUCCCUAACUCCAGUCAUUUUCAAGAAGCAAUUCAAGCAGAAACUUCAGUAAAUUCACCCUAAAAACACACGAGUCAUUCGCCAGCAAGUAGAAAAAAUAUGUAGAAAACCGUUACCAAUGUCCAAUUUAUUAUUGGAUUCUUAGUUUGAUUGGGAUGAACCUGUUUUUUUUUUUAUCAUGUCACAAUUCUCCCUGAAACACACUUGAAUGUAUCGUAUUUUUGCACACAAUUUUAAUGUCCCUUUUAGAAUGAAAAAAACCAAUGAUAAAGUAAUUUUAUGUAAAUCCCGAUCGAUUCUCUUUUUCGCUGAUGAAAAAAGUACAAAAAAAGAACUAAUUUAUUUAUUUUGUAUUUAAAAAAAAAGUAUACAAGAUUCAAUGGAGACAAGACCAUUUUUUUUUUGGCAAUGAGUUAAACUAUUCGAAACUUUUCCACUUGUACAACUAGAGAAGAAUCAACUAGUAGAAUAAAAAAAAAAACAAUACAAACAAAACCAUAAAUACAACCCUAGAAUUCUAUGAACUGUGUUAGUUUUAGAGUGGAUUUGUAGACAUCGGUAGACAUCAUUUUGACCAAAUUUCAAAUUAAAUAAAUAUGAUUAAAAUCUCCCAAACAAACAAUUUGAUAAGAUACGAGACAAAAAAUACGAAUUCAAUAAAAAUAUAAACUAGAUUGCCAUUUAGACUUUGGAA